GCUGACACACUGAAGCCCGUGCAAGAAAGAACUUCGUCGUUUCCCGCAACAAGACAGAGACAAACAAGUCUCGCCGCAUGCUUAAAUACCCGCCGCAGCCUCGCAAAUUCCUGCGCUCUUUCUCUCUCUCUAUAAGCAACCAUGGAGAGAGGAGGACAAGAGACAAGCCUGAGCUCACCACUGAUAGAGCCGUGUGGUGAGGAUGGUUUUGCGAGAUCAUUGGCUUCGAACGAGAGAGAGGAAGAGAAGGGUGCUGUCAGGUGGAGGAGCGAGGUUCUUGUAGAGAUAAAGAAGCAGCUAUGGCUUGCUGGUCCGCUCAUAUCGGUGAGCUUGUUGCUCUACAGCUUGCAGAUGAUCUCUCUCAUGUUCGUUGGCCAUCUUGGCGAGCUGCCUCUCUCCGGCGCUUCCAUGGCCACCUCCUUCGCCACCGUCACCGGUUUCAGCUUACUGAUGGGAAUGGCCAGCGCAUUGGAUACGUUCUGCGGCCAAUCAUACGGGGCUAGGCAGUUUCAUAUGCUUGGAAUUCACAUGCAGAGAGCUAUGUUCAUCCUUCUACUAGUAAGCAUACCUCUUGCUUGCAUCUGGGCAAACACGAGAAUCAUACUAGAAGCAGUCGGCCAACAAUCAGACAUAGCGGCGGAAGCGGGAAAGUACGCCCGAUACAUGAUCCCGUCCCUCUUUGCUUACGGCCUUCUUCAAUGCCUGGUCAAGUUCUUGCAGACUCAGAACAUAGUCCUCCCUAUGGUGCUGAGCUCGGGAAUUGUUACAUUACUGCAUAUCUUCUUCUGUUGGGUUCUGGUCAUGAAAACCGGCCUCGGAAGCAGAGGAGCUGCCUUGGCGAAUUCGAUAUCGUAUUGGUUGAACGUGUUGCUGUUGGCGCUUUACGUGAAGUUCUCUUCUUCGUGCUCCAAGACGUGGACCGGGUUCUCAAAGGAAGCCUUUCACGACAUUCUCAGAUUCCUUAGACUUUCCAUUCCUUCUGCGGUUAUGGUCUGCUUGGAGAUGUGGUCAUUCGAGAUGAUGGUGCUCCUCUCAGGACUUCUCCCGGACCCGACAUUGGAAACUUCGGUGCUUUCUAUCAGUCUCAACACCGCCGCGACAGUUUGGAUGAUCCCUUACGGACUCAGCUGCGCUGUGAGCACUCGCGUUUCAAAUGAACUAGGGGCUGGGAAGCCUCUGGCUGCGCGUUUGGCAGUGUAUGUGGUCCUCUCCACGGCCGUAACCGAAGGAAUUCUGGUCGGAAUAGUCUUGAUCUCGAUACGCAAUGUGUGGGGCUAUGCUUACAGCGACGAGACAGAGGUGGUCGAUUACGUAGCCGUCAUGAUGCCGAUUCUAGCAGCUUCAAACUUCUUGGAUGGACUCCAAUGCGUCCUUUCAGGAACUGCUAGAGGAUGCGGUUGGCAAAAGAUUGGGGCCUUUGUCAACCUGGGGUCUUAUUACUUGGUUGGCAUUCCAUCUGCAAUACUGCUAGGUUUUGUUCUCCAUGUCGGUGGAAAGGGUCUCUGGCUAGGAAUUAUCUGCGCGCUAGUGGUGCAAGUGUUCUGCCUUUUCUGCAUCUUUCUACGUACUAACUGGGACCAAGAGGCAAAGAAGGCAGCUGAGAGAGUGCAUGACUCCACCAUCCCCAUAGACACAGUGUCAUAAGGAAGAAUCUAGUUUUAGGUAGAAAAACUCGGAAUAUGUGAAGAUCGAGAAAGCAAAGAG
Messenger RNA from Rhodamnia argentea, 1704 nucleotides. Its product is annotated as protein DETOXIFICATION 16-like. Gene Ontology annotation, molecular function: xenobiotic transmembrane transporter activity; antiporter activity. Gene Ontology annotation, cellular component: membrane. Lineage: Eukaryota; Viridiplantae; Streptophyta; Magnoliopsida; Myrtales; Myrtaceae. The transcript has 8 exons. The record is from RefSeq and is a predicted model, not a curated record. Bases 142 to 1644 code for a protein of 500 amino acids. Gene Ontology annotation, biological process: xenobiotic detoxification by transmembrane export across the plasma membrane.